Rangifer tarandus platyrhynchus (Svalbard reindeer) is the source of this 777-nucleotide messenger RNA. The record is from the annotation of a GenBank genome assembly. NCBI's taxonomy places the organism in Eukaryota, Metazoa, Chordata, Mammalia, Artiodactyla, Cervidae.
AUGGGCAGGGCCCUGCUGCCCUCACCCAGCAAUGGAGGACUGUGUAUACUGAGCCAGCAGAACUGGACUCUGGCCUGUGAUGACAGAGCACAGGGUGAGGGGCGAAUACUCCACACCAAGGUGCCAGAUUUGUUCUCUAUGGCGAAGGCCGAGCACAUUCCUGCCACCUUCCUCCACAUCCUGAAGCUGCCCCAAACCAUUGUGCUCUUGCUUGGGGGACCCCUUGCCGUAAUCCUAGUCUCUGGCUCCUGGGUUCUGGCCUUUGUGGCCAGCCUCGCCCUCCUUGCUGCCCUGAGGUUCCUUGCCAAAUACCCCUGGAAGUGGUUUGUAGCCAUGUCUUUGCACACAGACAUGUCUGACAUCACUAAAUCUUACCUCAGUGAGCGUGGCUCGGGCUUCUGGGUGGCUGAGUCUAAGGGGCAGGUGGUGGGCAUGGUGGGAGCACUGCCUGUUAAGCAGCCCACCCUGCAGAAGCAGCAGCUGGAGCUGCUUCACCUGUGUGUGGCCCCUGAGCACCGAGGUCAAGGGAUAGCAAAAGCCCUGGUCAGGACUGUCCUCACGUUUGCACGAGACCAGGGCUAUGGCGAAGUGGUCCUGACCACCAGCAUGCUGCAGCACUCUGCCCUGGCCCUUUACCAGUGCCUUGGCUUCCAGAAGACGAGCCAGUUUUUCUCACUCAAAAGAUGGAGGCUAAUUUCUCUCUCUCAAAUUCAAUUUACCUACUGCCUCCCCUCUGCUCAGGUCUCUCAGGCGCUGGAGCAGGGAGGGGGCCUGUGA